CUCUGUUACUGGUGCAGAACGGUGGCUUGUUUGAGUGCGCGAGCCGCACCUUCCUUCAUUCAGCUUCACUUUCGGCGCUCGGUUCUCUUUUGUAUUCAUUCUCUUAAUAGACAGUUACACUUUCCCAGAUUUUUCUGCUCUACGCUGCGCCUUGUUUUCCUGAAAUCAAUCUGCACUGUUCCUCAGAAUCAGCUUGUUCCGUCACUCGCGUAUUCCGUUGGUUUUGCGUUUGUGUUUACAAUAUAAUCAAUUGAACAAUCUUCAUUCUUCAUUUUGUUGAUAAUCGUGCAUUGAAUCGAUCAUGAAAGCUAGGUUAGUAGUGUUUCCAAUCAGAGGAAGGAACUGGUGCUUCAGCCGAGCGAUCGAGUCAUCACAAUUGGAAGCUCAGUCUUCAAACACUCCUUCUACAUUCAAAGACCUUUGGAAGAAGAUCUCCAAAUCUACUCAUGACUCCUCCAAAGCUAAUCUCGAACUCGUCAUUGAUUUCGCCUCCAAUAAGAUGAAUAGAGCUUGGAGUAAUUUGGAAAAAGCGCCGGAAGGAAGUUUAAAGAAUAAACUUCACGGGCUAGGGUUGCGGCUUCUCUCUCGUGUUAAGCCUUCGGAGAUCUUUUUGAAAUCCAUUCCUAAGGAGGUAACGCGUGUGGACAUUACCUAUCCCUCAAGUUUAAACGGACGGCUUGUUCGACGGAGGCUACGUCAUAUUGCCUCGAGGGGGGCUAUCAUCCACAAGAAGUAUUUGUAUGGAUCAGUUACAUUGCUUCCACUGACAUCAGUUUUCAUGGUGCUACCCUUGCCUAAUAUACCAUUCUUUUGGGUCUUAUUUCGGACAUACUCUCACUGGAGAGCUCUUCAGGGAAGUGAAAAACUUCUUCAAUUAGUUACAGACAGCUCCUAUCACCAGAAGUCAGAUGAAGGAACAACAGACAAGAGUACAAACACAAAAGAUGACCCACAGAGAACGAACAGCUGUCGUCCACCAUGGGUAUUACUGCCAUCCGAAGACCUUCAAAAGCUUAUUCGAUCUGCAGAAGCAAAUGAUAGUCUAAGUGAGCCGACCAUAUCUGAUAUCUGCCAGAGAUUUAGCUUGAACACAAUGGAUGUUAUUAAGUACAGAGAUUCACUAUAGCUGAAUAUACCAAUUGCUGCACUUCGUUCCAUAUCAAUGAGCGAACAUUUUAUGAGAAUUUGAAUGACUGGAGCAACUUCUUAGAUGCUUGUGGCUAUGGGGAACCAAGAAAUUUCAUCAGUUUAGCAAGUACUUCAGGAAAACUCAACAAAAUGCUGGUUCUGUUAGCUCUGCCUCUAUGCAUUUGUUACCUUGUGACAUCUCUUGGAACCGACAUAGCAAGAAUGACAACAUUAUGACAAACAUUAUCUGCAUCGUUGCCACUGACUAACAAACAUCGUUGCCACUGACUAACAAACAUGUUACCCAUAAGUUUCCUGGAUUCAUCUGUCUUUCCUGCGAUAAUAUUUUCCUUGAACUAUAACUUGGUGUAGUGAACUCGAUAGUUGUAUUUCUUUAUUUUGUUUUAGCAGUUGCUAAGAAGCUUAGUUUCAAAAUUGUAGCUUCAGGAACCAACCUUUAUUAAAGCGUUUAGGCGCUUGACCAUGAAUGUUAGAUGUGAUUGGUAGUUUUAUGUUUGGACUUCA
This is a messenger RNA of Nicotiana tabacum (common tobacco), 1653 nucleotides long. RefSeq lists its product as uncharacterized. Gene Ontology annotation, cellular component: mitochondrial inner membrane. Lineage: Eukaryota; Viridiplantae; Streptophyta; Magnoliopsida; Solanales; Solanaceae. Gene Ontology annotation, biological process: potassium ion transport; proton transmembrane transport. The record is from RefSeq and is a predicted model, not a curated record.